AUGCCUCUGCAUGACGACAAGCUCAUGAAGAGGGCCGUGCUGGACCGCUCCCAGACCUCCUUCCACCCUUGUGGUACUGCCCGUCUGUCUAAGAGCAUCAAGCAGGGCGUGGUUGACCCCAACCUCAAGGUCCACGGUAUUAAGAACCUCCGUGUGAUUGACGCCUCCGUCAUCCCUGUCAUUCCCGACUGCCGGAUCCAGAACUCCGUGUACAUGGUCGGUGAGAAGGGUGCCGAUGCCGUCAAGCGUGACCACGUCGACUUGUACAAAUAA
This is a messenger RNA of Penicillium egyptiacum, 273 nucleotides long. NCBI's taxonomy places the organism in Eukaryota, Fungi, Ascomycota, Eurotiomycetes, Eurotiales, Aspergillaceae. The record is from the annotation of a GenBank genome assembly.